Molecule: messenger RNA, 1135 nt
Organism: Nicotiana tabacum (common tobacco)
Lineage: Eukaryota; Viridiplantae; Streptophyta; Magnoliopsida; Solanales; Solanaceae
Source: RefSeq, a predicted model, not a curated record
CUUAAGCAAUUGAAAGGUAUUAAAAAUAAAUUCGGAAAACAUCUAUCGGCCAAAUCCAAGAAAAGAAAAUGGAAGAAUUCUGAUGAUGUUGACGAUGCCAUGUUGCAAUAUUUAUGGAAGAAAAAGAGCAUAUUUUUUGAGUUAGACUACUGGAAAGACAAUAUGAUUCGUCAUAAUCUUGACACAAUGCAUAUUGAAAAGAAUAUGUUUGACAAUAUAUUCUGGACAUUACUAAAUGUUGACAGAAAAGGAAAAGACAAUCUGAAUUCUCGUUUGGAUUUACAAGAGAUGAGGAUUCGAAAGGCUUUGCACCCUAAAAAAAGAGCUAAUGGCAAAUACUAUCUACUUCCGGCAUGUUUCACUUUGAGCAAUGUACAAAAAGAUAUGCUCUUACAAGUUUUAAGAGAUGUGCAAGUACCAGAUGGAUAUGCUUCAAUAUCCAUCAAAUUUAUCACAUUGUGUUGAUCUUAAGCAACGCACUGUGCAUGAAUUGAAGAGUCAUGACUGCCAUAUUUUAAUGCAACAACUCCUUCAUAUUGCUUUGCGACGUCUCCUUCCAAUGAAUGUCCUUAAGCCAAUGAUCGAAUUAAGUAAUUCUUUUAGGGGCAUUUGUUCAACAGUUAUGAACAUAGGUGAAUUAGAAAAGCUCCAAGAUCGAGUUGCAAUAACUCUUUGUCAUUUGUAGAGAAUAUUUCCUCCAUUUUUUUUUGAUAUCAUGGAAUAUCUAGUCAUCCAUUUAGCUGAAGAAGCAAAGAUUGGUGGACCUCCAAAAUACCGUUCAAUGUGGGCAUUUGAAAGGUACUUGCUUACUCUUAAAAAUUAUGUGAGGAGUAGAAGCCAUCCAGAAGGUUCAAUUACAGAGGGAUAUUGGAUAGAAGAGUGCAUGACAUUCUGCUCAAGAUAUCUACAUGAUGUGGAGACAAAGUUAAAUCGACCUUUAAGAAAUUAUGGUUUGUAUAAUGAGAUUCCAAAUCAAGAGGGUCGUCAGUCAACUAAAAUUUACGGGUUUACGCUUGAUGACAUUACUCAUGCCCAAGCACACCGAUAUGUUUUAUUUAAUUCUGCUACCAUAACGCCAUACCGCGAUGAGCAUAUAAAAGAAAUCAAGAAGCAAAAUNUUGGAAAGACAAUAUGA